AUCAAAACAUCCUCUUCCGCGAGACCAAAUCAUACUCCACCACGUCCCCAACGAAAGCGCAGUACUAAAGGUACGGUCACAAACCAACCUUCUCCAUCAUCAAAAUCCGCCCAGCAUCUGCAAGGACCGCCGUUUCGUGCGCUAACACUUUAUCGCAGCCUUGGGAUAUCUACCUCGUUCUGUUUACCUCAUUUUCGACCACACCACAAAAUCACAACCAUGGCCGCUGCUGCAACCGUCCCAACCUUCAAGCUUGUGCUUGUCGGUGAUGGAGGAACUGGAAAGGUACGCAUUAAGGAUUCUCUGGAUGCGCUGUCCAUGCUUGUCGCUGGAGUUCAUAUCGCUCUGGAAUCGAUAAUGGCGGCGCAUCUGAUGAUAUCGCAUCACUAACCUAACCUACGAUAGACCACCUUCGUCAAGCGCCAUUUGACCGGAGAGUUCGAGAAGAAGUAUAUCGCGACCCUUGGUGUCGAAGUUCACCCUCUCGGCUUCAGCACGGUAGGUUUAGACGACCCCGCGAUGCCGUCACUAUCUCUAACGUAGGCACAGAACUUGGGUCAAAUUCAAUUCGAUGUUUGGGAUACCGCAGGACAAGAGAAGUUUGGAGGGCUCCGUGACGGAUACUACAUCAACGGACAGUGCGGUAUCAUCAUGUUCGAUGUUACCUCCAGAAUCACCUACAAGAACGUCCCCAACUGGCACCGUAUGUCUAUAUUGCCCAGCUAUUUAUUCACCUUGACUAAUCGUUGCGAUCUAGGUGACUUGGUCCGAGUUUGCGAAAACAUUCCAAUCGUCUUGACCGGAAACAAGGUUGAUGUUAAGGAGAGAAAGGUCAAGGCCAAGGCCAUCACAUUCCACCGCAAGAAGAACCUCCAAUACUACGACAUCUCCGCCAAGUCCAACUACAACUUCGAGAAGCCUUUCCUCUGGUUGGCCCGUAAACUUGUCGGAAACCCAGCUUUGGUGAGUUUGAGAUGAUGUUUGCAACAAUUUUUUUUUACCCCGCUAACAACGUGCUAGGACUUCGUUGCUGCCCCGGCUCUUGCCCCACCAACUGCCACUGUCGAUACCGAAUUGCUCGCCACCUACCAGAAGGAAAUGGAGGAUGCUGCACAAAUGCCUCUUCCAGAUGAGGAUGAUGGUGAUUUGUAA
Molecule: messenger RNA, 1152 nt
Organism: Hymenoscyphus albidus
Lineage: Eukaryota; Fungi; Ascomycota; Leotiomycetes; Helotiales; Helotiaceae
Source: the annotation of a GenBank genome assembly